This is a messenger RNA of Chlorella variabilis, 1497 nucleotides long. RefSeq lists its product as hypothetical. Lineage: Eukaryota; Viridiplantae; Chlorophyta; Trebouxiophyceae; Chlorellales; Chlorellaceae. The record is from RefSeq and is a predicted model, not a curated record. The transcript is spliced from 6 exons. Bases 1 to 1497 code for a protein of 498 amino acids.
AUGGACCCCACGUUCAAGAGCAACAACCAGCACCAGCGGUCGGUGCGGUUCGCCCCCACCCCGCAGGAGCAGCGGCUGCGGGCGGCGGCGGCGGCGCUGCGCCGCGCCCUGCUGGUGGCCCUCUUCUGGCCCCUCAUCCUGCCCUGGCGCGCGGCCCUGCUGGGCGAGCGUCUGACGGCCAAGGGGCUGGGAGGAGGCGCAUACGCCGCCGCCGCCGUAGCGCACCUGCUGCUGAGCCGCGGCGGCGCGCGGCGCCUGCUGUGGGGCGCAGACCGCGUUCCCUCCGACGUGCUCCACGCCGCCAUCGAGGCGGCCGCCGCCGCCGCCCGCGCCGCCGCCCCCGCCGCCGAGCCCGCCGUGCCGCACCCGCUCACCCCUCCCGUGGUGGCCCCGGCGGCAGAGCCGGCUGCAGUGGCAGAGCAGGCUGGCGGCACGGCGGCGGCGGCCCGCGGCCACCCCGCCGUGGCGGCGGCUUACGCCUCGGCCCUGGCCCGCUCCCCCGCCCCCGCCGGCCCGCCUUCCCUGGAAGGGGCCGUGGAGGAGUGGCAGGCGGGGGUGGAUGCGGCCGCUCGCGGGGCGGCAGGGGAGGGGGGGAGGGAGACGGGGAGGCACCACGUGCAUGCCCCCCAGCUGAGCUGGCAGGGGCUGCAGGACAAGAAGGCGGGGCUGCGAGCGCUGCAGGCCAAGGAGGAGCGGCUGCUGGCGGCCUUUGAGCCCAAGGGCCCCGAGGCGGCGCAGGCGGCGGCCGCCUGGCUGGCGGCCUCCGAGCCGCUGCUGGCCACCAGCAGCACCGACCUGGGGGCAGGUGGCGGUACCGCAGCUGCCGGCGCCGGCACCAUUGGCGGUAACGCUGCAGUGGGCAGUCGCCCGCCUCGCUCCGCCUCUGCUGCCAGCCUGGCAAGCAGCGGCGGCGCCGGCGCUGCAACCACUGCCGCGGCUGUGGGGGCAGGCGGGGCUGCGGGUGCAGGAGCAGUGCCAGGGCCCGCCGCCGCGCCCAGGCUGCCCCCGGGGCUGCCGCCGGGGGCGCGCCCGGGGCUUGUGGGCCGCUCCGCGUCCGCCGCCAGCCUGGGUGGCGGCAGCCGCCCCGGCACUGUUGCCGUCAGCACGGGCCGCGCCUCUGCCGCCUCUGGCGGCGGCGGCGGCGGCUAUGGCGGCGCCAAGGCUGAGCGAGUGAGCAGCUACCCACUGCCAGACCUGGAGCUCGAAGCCGGCGGCAGCUCCAGCCGCGGUGGGGAGGAGGAGGCGGGGCGCGGGGCUGGGGCCGCCGCCGCCGUGGCACGCACCACUGCGGGACCCUUCGGCGGCACUACACUCAGCGGCGGCAGCUGCGGUGGCGGUGGCGGCGCCAUGCCGGGUGGGGGCGCCGGGCCAGGGGCCUGGAACGGCGGCGCCGGGGCGUCGGCGGCGGCGCCAGCUGGCGCUGAGGUGGCGGGCGCUGAGCUGGCGAGCGAGGACUCUAUGGAAAUCACGGGGCACACCAAGCGGGAGAAGCGCUGA